Molecule: messenger RNA, 1979 nt
Organism: Spea bombifrons (plains spadefoot toad)
Lineage: Eukaryota; Metazoa; Chordata; Amphibia; Anura; Pelobatidae
Gene: FEZF1
Product: FEZ family zinc finger 1
Exons: 4
Coding region: 1-1389 (462 amino acids)
Cellular component (GO): nucleus
Source: RefSeq, a predicted model, not a curated record
AUGGACAAUAGUCUACUGCACAGGACCAACAAAAUCUUUGCAAGUCAAUCAACCAGAGAACAUCUAUCCAACAGAGCCAACAUGAUCAGCAGCUCCAAGCCACUUGCUUUUUCUAUUGAAAGAAUAAUGUCAAGGACUCCAGAGCCAAAAUGUCUCCCUGUAACAAGUUUGCUCCAAGCUUCUCUUCCCAAAGGUGACCAGAAACAAGCGCUUCACCUGAGUUCUUCGUCCAUACCCUGCAUGAUUCCCUUUGUACCGGUUGCUUAUGACCACUGCCCCAAAAUUGGACUCACUGGUGCUGAUCUAAGAAAGAGUCACACGGAUUCCUCGCCCUCCUUCAGUUGUAAUGAACUCCUCGCUUUGAAAGGAGAUCUUCCACGAGAUGCUUUACCUCUACAGCAAUACAAGCUGGUCAGACCACGAGUGGUCAACCACUCUUCGUUUCAUGCGAUGGGGGCAGCUUUGUGUUAUUUUAACCGAGGAGAUGGCCAUUGCCACCCAUCUGCGAGCCUCAAUAUCCACCCAGUUGCUUCUUAUUUUCUGGGAUCUCCUUUGCAUCAGACUCCCAAAUCCUACCUAGCAGAGAGGAACAAACUGGUUGUCCCAUCUGUGGAGAAGUAUCCUUCAGGCGUGUCUUUCAAAGACCUUCCCCAAGCACAGUUUCAGCACUACAUGAAAGAGAGCUCUCAGGCACUCUCCGAAAAAACUGCUUUUAAAAGCUCAGCCAAAUUCAGCAGCGCUUCUCCCAGCAGCAAACCCAAAGUUUUCACCUGUGAAGUUUGUGGAAAGGUAUUUAACGCACAUUAUAAUCUGACCAGACACAUGCCAGUUCACACAGGAGCCAGGCCAUUCGUGUGCAAAAUCUGUGGCAAAGGAUUCAGACAAGCAAGCACUCUCUGCAGGCACAAGAUCAUCCAUACUCAGGAGAAGCCACACAAGUGUAACCAGUGCGGCAAAGCAUUCAAUAGAAGCUCCACGCUGAAUACACACACCAGGAUCCACGCCGGCUACAAGCCUUUUGUCUGUGAAUUCUGUGGCAAGGGCUUUCAUCAGAAAGGUAACUACAAGAACCACAAGCUCACUCACAGCGGGGAGAAGCAAUUCAAGUGCAAUAUCUGUAACAAGGCUUUCCAUCAGGUCUACAACCUGACCUUCCACAUGCACACUCACAACGACAAGAAGCCCUUCACCUGCCCCACCUGCGGCAAAGGCUUCUGCAGGAACUUUGACUUGAAGAAACACGUGCGAAAGUUGCACGAGAGUAGCAGCAGCAGCAGCAGUGGAGGUCCACCCGGGUCCAGCCCUGCAGAGCAGGAAGACCUGCUUCUCCACUCCAGGGAACAGGUCCCCACAAGCAAGAGUGCAGAACUUCACAAAGCCACCUACUGAUGAACUACAUAGUGUCCAUCACAGAGCUUUCGUACCACUGAAGGUGCUUUUUCCACGAUCCUCAGAUGAACGGGAAUAGUCCAGGCUGGUGGGCCUUGGGUGGACAAGAACCUUUGAAUGGGAGGUUUGAACUUAGGUGCUAUGGAUUGCCAAGGUUCCUUGUCGGGAUUCUAGCAUUACCCCGAGUUUUUGCAUGCACCUAGAAAUCAUGGAGUAUUACACUCUACUUACUCAUUUUGUUAUUGAACUUUUUCGUUGGUGUGUGUGUGAUUCUGUUAUCACAGCUUUAAACAAGUGAAAAGAUUGAUAUCACGCGUAUUUAUUCGGGUAUGUAUCAUUUGUAAGGAAUGCUGCACAAAAAAUGAAUAAUUCUAUUUAAUGUAAAUAUAUACAUAAAUAUACCCCUAAGAGUAUAUUUCUGUGGUGCAUGUCCUGUUCCAAAUGCCUGUUUUUGUUUUUUUUUUUAAUUUUUUUUCAGAAUAUUUGAUAUAUUGACAGAGUCUUCUAAAAUGUAUGCGUUGGAGUUUUAUUCUUGCACGUGGAAAUAAAUGGAUUAAUUAUUGUGCUAAAUAAUAUAUGGCCAAACUUGA